CGUUUAAUAUGUUUACUACGUGAAGUCAAGAAACUGCCUGGCAAAGAUUCUUGUACCAUUCUGCUGUCGUUUCUGAUUUUUGGUCUAUUUAAACUGAAAAUUCUCACGAAAGUCCAAACGGGAGGAAAGGCAUUGUGAAAUAAGAAUUAUUUUUUAACAUGCACCCUAAAUCAUUUCUCUCGCAAGGAUUUUGCGACAUACGCGUUUUCAAUCAAAUGUAGUCAAACUUUCGAAUGUGUUUUUUCUUGUAUUUUACGGGAGAUCAGAUUAUUCAUAAUAACGCUUCCAUCAUGGCUGCAGUGGUUUUCCUCGAAUAAACUUCUUUGGCCCGGUCCACACUGCCGCAGAAAUGUGAAAACGCAACAAUCAACGGUCAUUUUGGAUUUGAGUUUGAGUAAAACUCGUGCGGGGAAAUAACAUGAUCGUGACGCCACCGUUUUCGAAAAGCUUCGUUUUCAAAAUGUUUUCCGUCCACCCUCAAACGCAAAGCCGGCGUUUUCAAAUUCCUCCGGCUUAAAGAGCGUUUUCGAAAAGCUCCGUUUUGGUGACGGAUUAAUGUGCACGGUAUGCCUUACCGUGGAAACAAAGCUGCGUUUUUAACUUUCUCGGGCGUAGUGUGGAUGGGGCCUUGCACUUUCGUUGAGCAGGAGGUUUUCGGGGUGAGUCAAUUUUCUCUUGUCGAAAGGAAGCCAAUAAGCUGAAUUGACUCAAGAGGGUACAGAGUAAUGUUUGUAGUCACAGCUAAAUCCAGAGACCUGUUUAUUUUGGUCUGAAUACUCAAUCAGGUUUAGUCACUUCAUGAGAGCCAAGUCAAGGGCACCUGUGACUUAACUCAAUUAGUUCGUGACAGCUGAACACUGUCGGCCAAUCGGAGUUCGAGUUUCCCUGAUCAGUUUCGCUUUUUAGCUCGUUAUCAGCAGGACUGAGGCGAAAAAAGAAAAGCUCGAAACAUGACGUGAUGGAUGGAGGGUGGGCCGUUGAUUAGAAACUCCAACUUUGGCACGGUUUAGAUAUCACUGGAAGUUUUGAGCGAGAAGUAGAAAAGUUGCCUUCGCAGCAAGUUCUGGCGUGCAGUGUUUUUGGACAAUGGAACGAUUAUUGCCUUGUCUGGUGGCAUUUUUUGUCUGCUUACGGGUGGCUCUUGUUUUCUCGCGCCCAAGCGCAAAUACACGUGCUUUAGGCGACGAGGAUUGGACGCACCAUAACUUCGAACAGAUGACCGGGUAUCUUCAAAAUCUUCACAGACAAUACCCGAAAAUCACCCGUCUGUACAGCAUUGGGAAAUCAGUUCAGGGCCGAAAGUUAUGGGUGAUAGAAAUCUCGGACAACCCGGGAAAACACGAGCCAGGCGAACCGGAAUUCAAGUACAUUGCUAACAUGCACGGUAAUGAAGUCGUCGGUCGAGAACUACUCCUGCAUCUUGCCAAAGCGUUCUGUGAGAAUUACGGUCGAGAUACAAACCUGACCAAGAUCGUGGACAAUACCCGCAUUCACUUGAUGCCCAGCAUGAACCCUGACGGGUACGAACUGGCAGCGGAAGGAAACAAUCGCAAAGAUUGGAUCAUAGGGCGGAGCAACGCCAACAAUGUCGACCUCAACCGCAAUUUUCCCGAUCAGUUUUUCAAGAGCGUAACAGGACCUCCUCAGCCCGAGACUAUAGCUGUUAUGAAGUGGAUCGAGAACUACCCGUUCGUGCUAAGCGCUAACCUUCACGGUGGUUCCUUGGUGGCAAAUUACCCAUUUGAUGACAGCCCCACAGGACAGAGCGAAUACAGCAAAUCCCCGGAUGACGAUGUCUUCAAAGAGCUGGCCAAAAGCUACUCCAUGGCACAUCCCACCAUGCAUUUGAAAAACCCUCCCUGGCCUUGCCCCGAAGUCCCCCCGGAUCAUUUUGAAGACGGUGUUACAAAUGGUGCAGCUUGGUACAGUGUGUCAGGGGGUAUGCAGGAUUACAACUACAUGAACUCCAACUGCUUUGAGAUCACUAUAGAACAAGGUUGUAAGAAGUUCCCAGAAGCCAGUGAAUUGCCCAAAGACUGGGAAGAAAACAAAAAAGCGCUGAUUGCUUUCUUAGAUCAGGUGCAUAAAGGCGUAAAGGGUUUUGUAAAGGACAUUGAAGGCACUCCAAUAGCUGGUGCACGCAUCUCUGUUGACAGUCGCAAAAAAGACAUCAUAACCGCCAAGGACGGAGACUAUUGGCGUCUCCUUCUCCCAGGGGGCUACAAAGUCACUGCCCAGGCACAAGGAUACGAGCCCGUCACAAAAGAGGUGACGGUCACCGACGGGGAAGCAAAGGAGCUGAACUUUGCGUUGAAGAAAUCAGCUAUGGCUAACAACUCCAUGGACACGGAGCAACUAGACAGUGAUGAACCGAACCCGGCGGAAGAUUCUAAACCAGAACCCGGAUCCCCGACAGAAGUUGCCCCCAUGGAUCCAGGCAUUGCUACCGGGGGAGGGAUGAUGACUGGGGGAGGGAUGAUGGGGGCUGGGAUGCCCGGUGGAGGAGACUACGGGAUGGGCAUGGCCGGAGGUGGCAUGGGAGGUCCAUUGCAUAUGAAUGAUCAAUAUGGGAUGUCAAAUGGGAUGGGAGCUCCCACGGAGAAUAUGGGCGGGGCAAUGGGCUUGGGUAACAAUUUUGACAUGGGGGGUCCCAUAGGGGAUGCGGAGCUCGACCGUUUUGCCAUGAUGUCUCCCUACGAGGCUCAGUCUAGGGAUAAUACCAAGGGGUUUUUUCACAUCACCACCGAAGAACACGAGCCUCACGCUGUGUUUAGUAAUGAUGAUGGCAGUGAAAAUCAGGCCGGCAAUAACAUCAUGAAGAAGAGUGAGCUCGGCAGGCCACGAAAGAAAUAGGCAAUUCCUUUUUGCAAUGCGAAACGAUAGCUUUGUUUUUAUAAACAUAUCCAGAAACCAAAUCGGCCAGCGUACAAUCAUUAAUGGGUUGGAUUGGUUAAAUGUGAUCAUACCUCAAGCAUUUCAAAAUCGCCUUUUCCAAGGGCACUUUGUGGAGCAGCAAGGGAUUGGAUUUAAAGAUAACUAAAUACAUCGAAGUUAUUUUGAGAUGAGACAGGCUAAGUGAACAAACAUUGAGAUCUACGGACCAUAGUGCGGGUUUUUUCGGGCCUUCCCCUGGUAUAAGAUAGUAGUUGAAGGCUGGAAGAUCUAUAAAAACAAACAUUUAAGUAAUCAAUAGUUACAAUUGUCUUUGUAACUUCUAUUGCUAGUCCUUUUGACCCAGGAUUUGUAGUACCGUAUUGCACUGAUUGAAGUCCAGGGCAUUUUUUUCAAAUGUCACGUUUUCUCAUUACUGUUAAUCUAGACAGUUUUACUGGUAGAUCUGCCGGGCAGAAAAAGAUAAACUAAUACCACCGCUUACUGUAUACAUCCUUCGUAGAUACUUUCUAUUGAAAGGGGAUGGGUUUUAUUUAUUUCAUGACACUGACGGAGGGGACCUGGUAUCCAAUAUUGCUACAGCUCUUGCACAUUUCUGCAAGGGCCAACGGUCAACGCAAAAGGCACCGUAUCCUGGUGGAUCUAGCCAGCAAAUUGUAGAAUAGUAAAGAAAACUGAUGAAAUACUGACUUUUACGGUAACCUCGCUCCCAGGGUGUCCUGGGAGCGAGGUUACCGCAGAGGCCCUAGACCUCACUCAACGGGAGGACCUGGGCAUAGGAACAAGGUAGACUGUACGCCUGGAAUGAGGGAAAACGGUUGUAUUCACACCGUACGGUCAACUCUUUUUUCGUUAGUUUUCAUUUCAAAUUAAGCUAUAGCCAAGCAAGGCUGAUGAUUAUCCAUCCCACAUGAUUUCAGGCUGGGACUGAAAAUAAGUUAGUAUCGGAGUCCUGAUUACAAAUCAAUCAACUGUCAUCGCUCAACAGGGCACCGAUAAUUAUUUAGGAAAGCACGAUUCACGGCUGUCCGUUAGUUAGGAAAAAUUAAUUUUUUUGUAGGAGUAUUUUAUAUUAAUUGACAAUACAAAUUAAAUAUUUUUUAUUGGGAAACAGUGAGUCGGAGGACUAUUUAAUGUAAAGAAAUUUGUAUAUUUUGAUACUGAAGCAAUAAAUGAAAUUGAUCAAUUA
Orbicella faveolata is the source of this 4081-nucleotide messenger RNA. RefSeq names its product carboxypeptidase D-like. The record is from RefSeq and is a predicted model, not a curated record. Gene Ontology annotation, biological process: protein processing; peptide metabolic process. Lineage: Eukaryota; Metazoa; Cnidaria; Anthozoa; Scleractinia; Merulinidae. Gene Ontology annotation, molecular function: zinc ion binding; metallocarboxypeptidase activity.